This is a messenger RNA of Hirsutella rhossiliensis, 789 nucleotides long. Its product is annotated as acetyltransferase. Bases 1 to 789 code for a protein of 262 amino acids. The record is from RefSeq and is a predicted model, not a curated record. The transcript has a single exon. Lineage: Eukaryota; Fungi; Ascomycota; Sordariomycetes; Hypocreales; Ophiocordycipitaceae.
AUGACCUCAACGUCUCCGGCCCGCGGCUACACUGCCAACUCUGACGCAGCUCCCGACCCGCCGCCGCCGCUGUCGUUCGAGGUCGUCUCCUCCUCCGCCGACAAGCGCGAAGCCCUGCGCCUCGUUGCCGAUGCCAUUGCCCAGCAGCGCCAGGUCGCCUCCCUGGCCAUCAUCUUCCACCCCCUCUGCUUCGUCGCCCUCGCCGCCGCCUGCACCCUCGCCUGGCGCCACAACUCGCGCGACCUCGGCUCCGCCCUCAUGGCCGUCUCGGGCCUCGUCAUGGCCUACCUGGCCGCCGUACGCCUCUACACGUCGCCCUUCCUGAGGCUUGCCGAGACUUUUCACUGCGAUUCCUUCCUCGCCGCACCUCAGGGCCAGCAGGAUCUUGUCCUCGCCGCCCGCUUCGGCAGCGACAUCAUCGGCACCUUGGUAUUGCGUCUGCCGCAACGCCCUGCCGCUGAGGGCGGGCAGCCUUCCUCCAAGGUCAACGCGGGCGGCGGCGGCGGCCUCAUCCGUGCGUGGACAACCAUGCUCAGGUACCGCAACAAGAGCAUCGGCGCGGAUCUGCUGCGCUUCGCCGUGGCCGUCACCCGCAGCGCAUGCGGCGACGAUGCUCCCGUUGCCUUUGACCCGGAUCACGCCAACAGCCCCCUCCCGCUGUUGCGCAUAUUCACCCGGCCGUUCAGGAGGCGGGACGAAAAGGCGGCCAAGGCGCUGGAACAUGCGCUCAGAGACUGCGACGCAGGGCAGGGUCGCUUUGCACGAGGAGUUACCACGGACGGAUCAUGA